CAAUCAAUCAUCAGGGAGUGCCGUUAUAAAGGCGCUACAGAUCAAAAGAAGCGGAAAAAGAACCCAUUGGCAACGCUGUCCGCCCCAAUCAGCUGUUCCAAGGGGCGGGCCAUGGCUCCUCCCACGACCUCUUCUAUUAAGUGACAAACAGGCCCAGGAGGCAAUACAGGUCAGGUCGCCCCUUCCUCCCUAUCUUCACCGUCCGCCAUGAACAUUGAACCGAACAAGGCGCCUUCUACCAGGGAUGUGCUGAGGAAGAUAGGGGAUGUGGACGACGAGAAGGAAGGCCUCAUCACAUCCCCCCUAGUGAAGCCUGAAGGUAUGUUUGGGGCUCGGCAUGUACUGGGCAUCAUGGGGUUCCUGGGGUUUGCAAAUGUGUACGCCAUGCGAGUGAACCUCUCUGUGGCGGUGGUGGCGAUGGUCAACAACUCCGCUAUCUCCCACGUCAACAAGACCUCCUCGGACGCUUGCCCAGGCACCGGCAUGAACUCCACCGACACCGACAGUCAGGACGGAGAAUUCGCGUGGGACGAAAACAAACAGGCGCUUAUCCUCGGCUGCUUCUUCUGGGGGUAUAUCAUCACCAACCCCAUAGGAGGCCGCCUCGGAGAGCUGUUCGGAGGCAAGAUUGUGUUCGGCAUUGGGGUGCUGGUGACGGCUGUGCUCACUCUUCUUACCCCGAUCAUUGCGCGCACCUCUGUUCCUCUGCUCAUUGCUGCGCGCGUAUUGGAAGGUCUAGGGGAGGGUGUAACGUUCCCAGCCAUGAAUGCAUUGAUGGCACGCUGGGUUCCUCCUCUUGAGCGCAGUAAAAUGUCGUCGCUGGUAUAUGCAGGGGCGCAGUUUGGCACGGUGGUCUCCCUUCCAAUCUGCGGUCUGCUCUGUCAGUCCACCUUCCUCGGGGGCUGGCCAUCGGUCUUCUAUGUGUUUGGCGUGCUCGGAGUGCUCUGGUUCGUGGUCUGGACUAUCCUGAUCCACAGUGAGCCCGAGAAUCAUCCGCGCAUCCGCCUGGACGAGAAGGUGUACAUUCAGCGCUCCCUUCAGCGUACGGGCUCGGACAAGACACCCCCAAUACCAAUCAUGAGCGUGUUGACCUCCAUGCCGUUCUGGGCGAUCUUCGUGGUCCACAUCGCGCAGAACUGGGGCUUCUACACGCUUCUGACGGAGUUGCCGACGUAUAUGAAGAACAUCCUGCAUUUCAACCUUGCCAGCAGCGGCUUCAUGUCAGCGCUCCCAUACCUUGCGAUGUGGUUGUUCAGCCUCGCCUCCGGACAGUUGGCUGACUACCUGCGCUCCGCCGGUAUCCUCUCAACCACCACCACUCGGAAGGUCUUCAACAGUAUAGGUAUCUACGGCCCCAUGGUGUGCAUCGUCCUGGUGGGGUACGCCGGCUGCAACAAGAUCCUCACCAUUGUCCUCCUCUGCAUUGGGGUCGGUCUGAACGGGGCCAUUUAUUCUGGCUACAUGAACUCACAUCUCGACAUCGCUCCGAAUUUUGCCGGGACGCUGAUGGGGCUGACCAACUGCGCCGCCACUGUCCCGGGAUUCCUGGCGCCUAUGGCCGUCGGUGCGAUGAUCAACGGAAGGGACACGGUCACACAAUGGAAGCUGGUGUUUUGGAUCGCUGCCAUCAUCUACUUCAUCGGCAACACCUUCUACAUCAUCUUUGUGUCGGGCGAGGAGCAACCCUGGAACAACUUGCCAGCAGACAGCAGUCGGAGUAGCAGCGAGCUGGAAGGGGAAGCUCGAGGGCAGUCAGCAGGCCAGUACCAAACCUUCGCCUCGCCUGAAGAGGGCACCACCUCACCCCCCGCCAAGGUCCCUGAGAUAUUUUGAAGGAGUUUGGUGAGGUGCGGUGGGGUGGGGUAUGGGUGACACGGAGGACAGAGAAGACGCAUGCUGUGACCUCAAGGAUGGUGAUAUAAACACUCUGGAAGGUUGUGGUAAUGUGGGUUGUGCUACUGGAAUUUGGACAUGUGAGGAGGAGAAGAACACAUCCUGACAUGCACUGAACUUUGAGGUAGAGGGCAGAAGACCACCAGGAAGGCCAAGGAAGAUGUGGAGAAAGGUGGUGGAGGAAGAUACGAGGAGGCUGAACAUCACGGAAUAAAUGGCUAUGGACCGGCAACAGUGGAGGAGGCUCGUAUCCCGUCCAACCCCACCAUAGGGAAUAAAUGGACGUUAAACGAUGAUGAUGAUGGGAUGGUUCCAUUAUAAGAGUACAGCCGUGCCUCAGUUUACGAGGUUAAUUUGUUCCGGAAUGUUGCUUGUAAGCCACAACUUGUAAACCAAAACAAACGCACAGUAGAGCAUAAACUGAAGCAGACACGAGCGCACGGGUGAUACCUCUGUGAGUGCCCAACGCAGACUGAGACCCCCUCCCUAUCGAUUUCCGCUCUGAGUGCUCUCGUCUUGCAGUGAACAAAGGGAACCCACGCUCACGUCUUCAACUUGUACAAACAGGAUGCUUGUAUGCCAAGUCACCACUCGUAAGCCAAGGCAUUUUUAGUAAUUUUAUUUUUGGACGUAAAUCAAAAUACUCGUAAACCGAGGUAUUACUGUAUAUAGAGAGACUAACAUAAGGAAGUUUGAAGGUUGUGUAAUAAGAGAAACAGAAGAAGGAAGGGAGUUUGAAGGUUCUGUAACACAAAUAAGAAGAGAAGGGGGUGUGAGGGUUCGUUAGUAAGAGUACCGGGAGAAGGGAGGGAGUGAGGGUUUGUUAGUAAGAGUACCGGGAGAAGGGAGGGAGUGUGAGGGUUUGUUAGUAAGAGUACCGGGAGAAGGGAGGGAGUGUGAGGGUUUGUUAGUAAGAGUACCGGGAGAAGGGAGGGAGUGUGAGGGUUUGUUAGUAAGAGUACCGGGAGAAGGGAGGGAGUGUGAGGGUUUGUUUGAGUACCAGGAGAAGGAAGGGAGUUUGAGGGUUCUGUCAUAUGAAUAAGAAGAGAAGGAUGUGUAGAGGUUGUGGAAAUAACUUGACAAGCAACAUAGUACAAUCGUCCCUCAAAUAGUACGGUUUCCAAUAGUUCAGUUUUGGUUUUGUGUGGAUUUUCAUAGAUUUUUCAGGAUUUUUGAAUUUCCCGAUAAGCAGAAAAUUUAAAAAUCCUAAAAUGAUCUUCCAUGACAAUCCGUAUAAAACCGAAACCGAGCUAUUUGAGGGACAACUGUAUUCUUAAGCACAAGAAGAUGAGCUUAGAAGACCAGAACUGUGGACCCUCCAUUUAGCAUGCUUAAGUUUUAUGGAUUUCCCUAGAAGCACGCAUCCUCGAGUCGACUCCUUCACACACACACACACACACACACGCACACACAGAAAGCCAAGCCUGUCCAGAUAAAUAUGAUAGCCUUAAACAGUGUAACCAGACCGUCAGUUUAGUAAUCCCACACUAUAGUCCGAUAAACAGUAUAGCUAUCAGGGGUGUGGAGUCGGAGUUUAAAUUUUCCGACUCUGACCCCCAUGUCCCUCCCCCUCUAUUGCAAAUCUUUUUAUUUUUAUUUUUAGGUGCUGCCUGACGCGCCGGUAGACUCUCUUGAGGUCCUUUUUCUUACAUGUAUUUACAUCCAAAUUACGUGUACUCUAUAUAGACAACACCUAAAUAAUGUAAAAGAAAAAAACUUCACAACUACAUUACACGAUAAAUGAUUACGUUAAGGAGUCGGAGUCGGGGAUAUUUUUACCGACUGACCAAAAGUAGCCGACUCCGCCGACUCCACACCCCUGAUAGCUAUAAUCAGUGUAGCCAGACAAAUAGUGUAACCUUCCAAAACAGUAUAGCCUGACAAAGUUUAACAGUGUAACCAGACCAUCAGUAUAGUCCGACAAACAGUAUAGCCAGACAAAUGGUGUAACCUUCCAAAACAGUAUAGCCUGACAAACAGUGCAACCUUCCAACCAGUAUAGCCAGAUAAAGAGUGAAACUUUCCAGACGUGGGGUAAUUGAUAAAUCUAGUUGUAGUAACACCUCCAGUUUGCGCCUAGCACGUUAACUAGAGGGUCCACGGUGGCCGAUAUUUCUCACUUCCCUGUCUUUCAUUCACACACAUUCCAUAGUUAAAGAAAAGGGGGAAAGACUAAGAUGGAAGGAACAAAAUGACUGAAUGAAGGAAGGAAGGAUAGAAAGAGUGGUGGAGGGGCUCUUUUUGUAACAGAGCGUCUAUGAUGAAGGCCACUCUCCUAUUCUGUGGUUACAAGUAUUCCCUGGGCACGACUCUAUACCUGAACGCAAGACUUUCUUUCAGUAUAGUACACACACACUGUAGUCCGACAAACAGUAUAGCCGUAAUCAGUGUUGGCCCCCAAAACUUCUUUGAUGGGGCCAACACUGGCAGGAACACUUGCCAAGGACAAGGCAACCAAAGGGAGGCAGAGGAGGUGUGGACACAUGGGCGAACAGGCGAUGAAAGAGAUUUAUUAAUUCAUGGCAACCCUGAGUACAGCUCUGGUUGAUGACGUGGCGAAAGUCAAAUCCAGUCUUAAAUGUAGUGCUUCAGAAAGGGACACAUCACCAAAUAAUCAUGUUAAAUGAACAAAUGAAUAACAAACAUCACAAUUAUUAAUAUUUCCGCCUUAGCAGCCAAAGAAAAGUUAAUCCCACCACCAACCCAUUUCUUUUAAGGGAAGACUCACACAAACAUAUCAAAUGAGAUUCAAACAUUAUGUAUCAAAUGAGAUUCAAACCACAUAUCAAAUGAGAUUCAAACAUCACAUAUCAAAUGAGAUUCAAACAUCACAUAUCAAAUGAGAUUCAAACAUCAUAUAUCAAAUGAGAUUCAACAAUCAGUGUGGCCAGACAAAUAGUGCAAUCUUCAAAAGCAGUAUCGCCAGACAAACACUUCAACCUUCCAACCAGUAAAGCCAGACAACUCUAUUUCCUUCAGUCCUGCCUUCAUAUUUACAGGACCUUCUUCACAAAGUCUUUCUAUUUCACCACAGAGCAAGAGAUUUAACCCACUUAUCAAUUGUUUUGUUUGAAUUCAUUUUGCUUGACCAUUAGUCCGAGGAUCAGUUGUGUUAGUUCUGCCUUGUUUCUGUGGACCUGUGUUUCUGUACCAUUUUAUUUGUACCACUUCAAGCUGGCAAUGCUGCUUCUUGCAUCAUUUUAUUUCAUUGGCUCUAUUUAACCUGGUAGCAGCGGGGAUCAUGUUUCUUAAUGGUCCUUCUAAGCGAGAAAAAUGAGAAAAAAUCAUCACUCACACCAAUCAUUUCAUAAUACAUAUCAAAGCAUUUGUGAUUAGUUUAUGUAUCAUCUAUUUUGGGGGAUUUAUAACAUGGCACAAAUUUGCCCCAUCGUUGCUACAUGGUAAAGCCACAAAUUUGCCCCGUCGUUGCUACAUGGUAAAGCCACAAAUUUGCCCUGUCGUUGCUACAUGGUAAAGCCACAAAUUUGCCCCGUCGUUGCUACAUGGUAAAGCCACAAAUUUGCCCUGUCGUUGCUACAUGGUAAAGCCACAAAUUUGCCCCGUCGUUGCUACAUGGUAAAGCCACAAAUUUGGCCAGUCGUUGCUACAUGGUAAAGCCACAAAUUUGCCCCGUCGUUGCUACAUGGUAAAGCCACAAAUUUGCCCUGUCGUUGCUACAUGGUAAAGCCACAAAUUUGCCCCGUCGUUGCUACAUGGUAAAGCCACAAAUUUGGCCAUCGCUGCUGCCAGGUUAAAAUAGACUGGAUUGUUGUGUCUUUCAUAUACAAUUCUAGUACAUGAUCACUUGGUAUGUCUUUUUUUAUAUGUAUCUGCAGUAAUAUAAAUCUACUUAUCUUU
Molecule: messenger RNA, 5751 nt
Organism: Eriocheir sinensis (Chinese mitten crab)
Lineage: Eukaryota; Metazoa; Arthropoda; Malacostraca; Decapoda; Varunidae
Product: putative inorganic phosphate cotransporter
Exons: 12
Coding region: 208-1833 (541 amino acids)
Biological process (GO): transmembrane transport; monoatomic anion transport
Molecular function (GO): transmembrane transporter activity
Source: RefSeq, a predicted model, not a curated record